AUGCGCCUCCCCGUCGUCACCGCCGCAGCCAUUCUGGCACCGACUAUCACCGUCGCUGCCCCGGCUCAGGAGGGGUACCUUGCUCCUGGGGAGAACCUUUGCUCCCUCAAGUCGCCCCCGCAGCUCUGCCAGCCCAAUCCCGCGACCACGGUGGAGGAGACAGCCAAGCGCGCAUACCAGUUCUACCGCGCAUUCGUGGUCGAUGGGGAUGCAAGGCUGAUGUUUUCGCUUAUCGACAACGUUUAUAAGCAACACAAUCCUGGGUAUCGGGAUGGACCUCAAAAUAUCUGGCCGUUGUUCUGUGCCGGCCGCAAGGUCGGAAGCGAGUCCAGCACGUCCUGGUGCUUCGACGCCAGCACCAACAUGUCGUACGCUUCCUACGGCGUCGUCGACCGAUGGAGAUGGGUUGACGGCUGCGUCCACGAGCACUGGGACUCGAACGAGAAAAUGCCGGCCAAAGACAAGUGCUACAAGCUUCCCGCUUAA
This is a messenger RNA of Gaeumannomyces tritici R3-111a-1, 486 nucleotides long. RefSeq lists its product as hypothetical. The transcript is spliced from 3 exons. Lineage: Eukaryota; Fungi; Ascomycota; Sordariomycetes; Magnaporthales; Magnaporthaceae. Bases 1 to 486 code for a protein of 161 amino acids. The record is from RefSeq and is a predicted model, not a curated record.